Molecule: messenger RNA, 3333 nt
Organism: Culicoides brevitarsis
Lineage: Eukaryota; Metazoa; Arthropoda; Insecta; Diptera; Ceratopogonidae
Product: non-lysosomal glucosylceramidase
Exons: 7
Coding region: 386-3079 (897 amino acids)
Biological process (GO): glucosylceramide catabolic process; carbohydrate metabolic process
Cellular component (GO): membrane
Molecular function (GO): glucosylceramidase activity; beta-glucosidase activity
Source: RefSeq, a predicted model, not a curated record
GGUAGUAAUAGGCGAAGCACGAACAAAAAUUGAUAAUAUUUUUGUUUAAAUUUUGCUAGAACGCCAGAAAAAAAGAAUUCUCAUCGAAUAAACAGUUCGUCGGAUGCGAAAUCUAGUCAAUAUUCGCAAAAAAUCGACAAAAUUUCCAUGAAAAAGUGCAAAAGUGAAUAAACUCUAUUAGUUACGACUUCUAAACAUUGCAAAACUCGCUGGCUGCCAGAUAAACAAACAGUCUAUAGAUAAAAGAUUGACUCGUUAUGUUCAAACUCAAUUAAAAAAUAAUUAUAAUCGACAAUCAGAUAAGAAACCAGCUGCGCUGAUAAACUGAUAAAACGUGGAAAUUACUGUAAUUUAAACUAGAAGCAGAAAAAAUAAAGAAAUUAGAAUGGAUGACGAGAGAAAAUCGUUCGUGGACUACAAAAUGCAAGUCACCGGAGUGCCACAAUACGGUGUCAAGCUCAAGUUCAAUCACGUUUUUCCGGAAAAGCGGAACCAGAAUUUGAGACCGCGCUUUUCGCAACUCGUCUCGAUGACGGGCAUGAUGUUGCGGUACCUUCCAUACUACUGGAAAUGGUCGCGCGAUGGCAGACAACCGCUCAUGGACUACCUUUACAUGGAAAACGGGCGACAAAUUUAUGGCGUGCCUCUUGGCGGAAUUGGCUGUGGCACCAUAGGACGAGGAUUUGCGGGGGAAUUUUGUCGAUUUCAGAUGAAACCGGGCUUGUACGAGUACAAUACGGUGCACGCGAAUCAAUUUAUCGUGACAAUCAAGGACGAAAAUGACACGACAAUUUUCCAGAGCUUACUUUCCGGUUACAGAAGAAACAAUGGCAAAAAUUCCUUGUUUUGCAGUCGCCCCAAACAACCACUUGCCGCAUGGGAGUCAAAUUUGGAUCCAGAUAAAUGCCAGUACACCGCUCUUUACCCACGUUCAUGGACAGAGAUCGAUCUCUCGGAGCAUGGCAUCAAAUUAGUAGGACGUCAAAUUUCGCCAAUCAUUCCGCACGAAUACAAAGACAGUUCGUUGCCAUGUGCCGUCUUCGUAUGGAGCAUCGAGAACGUUUGCGACAAAGUUCGAAAAGUUUCCAUCACGUUCGCCUUCAAAAAUGGCACGGGGACCAAAAAACAAGACUCCGAAGGAAAUCCUGAGUCAAUUCCCUUCAAUCAAGACACCGCAAAGGGCGUCAGUAUCAAACAAACGAUCGCUGGCAUGGGCUGUACUUACUGCUUAAGUUGCCGCGAGAGUCCCGAAGUGACGGUUACAAAGUGCAAUCAAUUCGAUCCGAACGGAAAUGGCGAAAAAUUAUGGAAUGAGUUGAAAACAAAUGGAGCUUUUGCUGAAAAAGUCGCUGAUAACACGAUAAAAUCGAAAGAUUUAGGCGUUGCUGUGUGCGGACAAGUAACUCUCGCUCCCGAAUCUCAACACGAUCUCGAGUUUUCGCUCGUUUGGGACAUGCCAGUUGUGAAUUUCUUCAACAAGACCAAAGAAUACUCCAAAUACUACACAAAAUAUUUCGGAAAAUCAGGCGAUGCGGGACCUCUUAUCUCGGAAUACGCUCUCACGCAUUACGGAACAUGGGAAAAUCUCAUUGACGAAUGGCAACGUCCCAUUUUAGAAGAUCCCGCUCUCCCGGAUUGGUAUAAAAGUGCAAUUUUCAACGAGAUGUAUUUCAUUUCUGACGGCGGAAGUGUUUGGUUCACCUGUGAUUCGAGUUUCGGACAAGAACUCGCGUACGACGACCCGCGACGAGCUUACGGGCGAUUUGCGUAUCUCGAGGGACAUGAAUAUCGCAUGUACAACACUUACGAUGUGCAUUUUUAUGCAAGUCAUGCUUUGGCGGGUCUUUGGCCAAAUUUGCAAGUCGCUUUGCAAUACGAUUAUAAGGAUUCCGUGUCGGCUGAGAUCAAUGACGAACGAAAACAUUUAUUUGAUGGCAAAAUAGCACCAAGAAAGAUAAAAAAUACCGUGCCCCAUGACUUGGGAGAUCCGAAUGAGGAACCGUUUGACUUGAUUAACUCGUAUCCGGUGCACGACGUGAGCGCCUGGCGUGAUUUGAACAUCAAAUUCGUGUUGCAAGUGUAUCGGGACUUUUAUGUCUUGAAUAAUUUGGCACAAAUGAACGCUGAGAAGGCAAGUCGUUUCAGCUCCAUUGAAUUUAUCGACAAGGAAAGCCAGUUUGAGUUGUAUAUUCAGGACAAUCGGAACAAAGAUGCCGAUAAUAAGAAGGAAAAUCGAAAAUCAGCGUCGAUGUACAUCAAUGAGACCAAUGGAAAAGUUUAUUUGAUGGAUGCGAUGGCUUAUCUCAAGGCGAUGUACCCGGUUUGCAAGGCUGUUAUGGAAACAGCUAUCGAAUGGGACACCGAUGGCGAUGGUUUGAUCGAAAAUAAUAAAACGGCGGAUCAAACUUAUGACACGUGGGUCAUGGAUGGACCAAGCUCAUACUGUGGAGGGCUUUGGCUCGCAUCGUUACAUUGUAUGUCCGUUAUGGCAAGUAAUUUGGAUCAAAAUGAGGAUUCUGCGAAAUAUAAAGAGAUAUUAGACAAAGGUCGUGCUUCGUUCGAAGAAAAAUUAUGGACUGGCAAGUAUUACAAGUUCGAUUCGUCAAGCGGGAGCAAAAAUACGAUCAUGUCAGAUCAGCUUUGUGGGCAUUGGUAUCUUCGGAGUUGCGGAUUUGACUAUGACGUUUUUCCGAAAGAAAACGUUCGUUCAGCGCUAAAGACGAUCUACGACAACAACGUGAUGAGUUUCUGCAACGGCGAAUUAGGAGCCGUUAAUGGAUUUCUACCGAACGGAGACAAACCCGGCAAAGUUGAUACAAUUUCCAUGCAAAGUGAGGAAGUUUGGACCGGAGUUGUUUACGGUUUGGCAGCGACAAUGAUCCACGAAGGCAUGUUCGAGGAAGCUUUUCAAACGGCGGGCGGCAUGUACAAAUCGUUGUCGGAAAAAAUGGGCAUGAACUUUGAAACGCCCGAAGCGAUUUACGCCACAGAUCAUUAUCGAGCGAUUGGUUACAUGAGACCUCUUAGCAUUUGGUCGAUGCAGGCUGCGUGGGAGCGCAGAAAGCAAAUCAGGGAUUAAAUUCGUAAUUUUUAAUUUUUUUUAGCUUUAACACUCACAAAAAAGCGAUCAACGUCGAAUUUGCAUUUAAAAUCACUUUCCCACAACAAAAAAGUACAACUUUUUCUAACUUUUCGCUUAACAUGGUGCUCUAUACUGCUCAGAUGCUUACUCAGUAACGGAAUGUCUGCAAGACAAAAAGGUGCAAUUUUGAAAGAUAUUUGAUAUCUGAUAUUGAAUUCGUCGGAUAAGGCAAUAUAUUUAUUGGAAUGUUA